AUGACGCACGUCUUGGUGUCAAUAGGUGACCGUAGCUACGCGCUAUCCGAGACGCUACGGAGUACCGAGCUAGCGCCAAUUUUUGAUGAUGCAUGGACAGCGUCACGUGUGUGGGAAUCUAGUCGCUUUCUCGCCGAGUGUCUAGUACGUUUCUCUUCCGAGUCGCCCGCGUUUUUUAACGUCAGUGAUGGUCAAUCCGUACUGGAGCUGGGGAGUGGAUGCGGCCUUGUGGGACUCGUUGCAGCCUCUCUUGGAGCAAAUGUACUGCUUACAGAUCAACAGGAAGCGAUCGAGUUGCUGCAUCGGAAUAUUAAGACCAAUGCGACGUCUGAGAGUGAGCUAGCGCGUUUGCACGUGGCCGAGUUUGUCUGGGGCUCUGACUGGACUCCGCCUUGCAGUAGCUACCAUUACAUCCUCGUAUCGGAUUGUAUCAAUCCCAUUUAUGAUCAAGAAAGUUGGAGAGAUCUUGCACGAAGUAUAAGCAGAUUGAGUAGCCAGGAUACGGUCACGUACUUGGCACACGAAGCUCGAGGAGACGAUGAAGCGAUGACGGAUUUCCUCACCUUUAGUGCAGACGUGUUACGAAGCGAAAACAUGAAGCAGCAGGGUAAGAUCAGUCUCUAUAGAAUCACAAAGCUCUAG
Peronospora farinosa is the source of this 642-nucleotide messenger RNA. Lineage: Eukaryota; Oomycota; Peronosporomycetes; Peronosporales; Peronosporaceae. The record is from the annotation of a GenBank genome assembly.